Xenopus laevis (African clawed frog) is the source of this 795-nucleotide messenger RNA. RefSeq lists its product as uncharacterized. The transcript has 5 exons. Bases 1 to 612 code for a protein of 203 amino acids. NCBI's taxonomy places the organism in Eukaryota, Metazoa, Chordata, Amphibia, Anura, Pipidae. The record is from RefSeq and is a predicted model, not a curated record.
AUGGCCAAGAGACCUAAAGACAAUAAAAAGAGCCGGAAGAUUGUGACUGGGAGUCUGCUGCAUUUCUCUGCAUUUAAGGGAGACGCUGUGAAUGAUGGCAUAGAUAUUGAACUGUGCACUGUGUCAUAUUCGUCUUUGGAUGAGGCCCUAAAACUUCUCCGUGAAUGUGGGAAAGGAACUAAAUGUCUAAAUGUGACAUUCAGUCAGCUUUCUGAAAGAUAUAGUAGAGAUACUGAGAAAUUCUGUAAUCACAUUGAUAAAUGGGAAUAUUGUGAAUCCAGGCCGUUUUGCCCAGUGCCUGUUGAGUGGAACAGUUAUACAGAGGAUUUACUGAGCGACAAUAUCAAGUUUGUACAAGAGAAGCCAAAGGCAACUCCACUGCUAAUUCCUGGAGAUAUAAGAAGUGAUGAGUUGCGACAAGCUGUUUAUUAUCUGGAGCUCAUAUAUCGAAAGGAUAAAACUAAAACGGGAGAGGAGUGGACCUUAUGGACUUUUUCUUACAAGACGUGCUCAUCCCCAUUAUACAGGAGCGCUGCAUAUCAUACUUGUAUAAGAAAUGGAGUCACAGGAAUGGCUGAGAUGUCCCUGCUGGUUGAGAGUGGGGAACAUUGAGCUGCUCAACAUCAUCUCCUCUCACAAUUCCUGCCUUGUAUCAGGUUAAGGACAUUAAUAGACUUGUUGUCAGAAGAAGCCAAACAAAUGAACAUAGACAGAAGUGAGUGGGAAGGUCGAUUCAAACUUCUCCAGAUUGUUCUUGUCCAUAUUUUGGAAUAAAAUAUUAACAAUACAAAUUCA